AUGUCUACGGAACUAGCAACCGAGUUGGGAUUUGACCCCUCUAUAAAAAAAAAGAAGUCCAGCAAGAAAGUGGCCCCAGAAACCCUAGAUGGCGCAACUUCAGAGGUUCAAACCGGAAAUGAUGAUGAUCUAUUUGCCGGGUUGAAAAAGAAGAAGAAGAAGAGUAAAGCUGUAUCCGAAGAACCUUCAGAUUCUGUGGAUGACAUAUCGGAAGCAUUGGGUGAAUUAAAACUAAAGAAGAAAAAGAAGAAGGCCAAGGAUACGGAUCUAGAUGAUUUUGAGCAACAGCUGGCAAAAGCUGGUGUGAAUGUUGAUGAAGCCAACAAUAAGGAAGCUACACCAACGGUGGACUCUGCUCUGCAACAGGAAGUCGGCUUGGCAUACCCAGAACUUUUGUCGAGAUUUUUCGAUAUCCUAAAGGCUAACAAUCCCGAGCUAGCAGGCGACAGAUCCGGUCCAAAAUUCAGAAUCCCACCUCCUGUGUGUUUACGUGAUGGUAAAAAGACGAUUUUUUCAAAUAUUCAAGAUAUCUCUGAGAAAUUACAAAGAUCGACAGACCAUUUGAUCCAGUAUCUAUUCGCUGAAUUGGGUACUUCUGGUUCUGUUGACGGGCAAAAGAGAUUAGUCAUUAAGGGUAAGUUCCAAGCUAAGCAGAUGGAAAAUGUGUUGAGAAGAUACAUUCUCGAAUACGUUACAUGUAAGACUUGUAAGAGUAUCAACACCGAAUUGAAGAAAGAACAAUCGAACAGGCUGUUCUUCUUGGUUUGUAAGAGUUGUGGUUCUACGAGAUCCGUUUCCUCCAUCAAGACUGGUUUCCAAGCCACUGUCGGAAAGAGAAGAAGGAUGUAG
This is a messenger RNA of Torulaspora delbrueckii, 849 nucleotides long. It is a transcript of the gene SUI3, whose product is annotated as translation initiation factor eIF2 subunit beta. The coding region runs from base 1 to 849 and encodes 282 amino acids. The record is from RefSeq and is a predicted model, not a curated record. Lineage: Eukaryota; Fungi; Ascomycota; Saccharomycetes; Saccharomycetales; Saccharomycetaceae. The transcript has a single exon. Gene Ontology annotation, molecular function: translation initiation factor activity; mRNA binding; translation initiation factor binding. Gene Ontology annotation, cellular component: eukaryotic translation initiation factor 2 complex. Gene Ontology annotation, biological process: formation of cytoplasmic translation initiation complex; translational initiation; formation of translation preinitiation complex.